AUCCAUCGAUCUUCAGAUCUACCGAUCUACCGAUCCACCGAUGUAGCGAUCUACAGAUCAACCGACCUAGCGAUCUACAGAUCCACCGAUCUCCACACCCACCGUUCUAGCAUUCUACCGAACCACCGAUCUAGCGAUCUACUGACCUACCGACCGAGCCAUCCACCAAUCCACCGAUCUAAGGAUCCACCGUUGUAGCAUUCUACCUAUACACUGAUCUAGCCAUCUACAAAUCCACCAAUCUAGCGGUCUAUAGAUCCACCGAUCUAUUGAUCUACAGAUCAACAGAUCUACCGUUGUACCGAUCUAUCGAUCUACAGAUCCAGCGAUCGAUCGAUCUACAGAUCCACCGCGAUCUACAGAUCCAACGAUCUAGUGACACACAGACCCUUCGAUCUAGCGAUCUACCGAUCCAUUGAUCUACUGAUCCAACGAUCAACCAAUCUAGCAAUCAAUCGAUCUACCGAUCCACCAAUCUAGCGAUCUACAGAUCUAGCGGUCUAGCAAUCUAGAGAUCCACCGAUCUAGUAAUCUACAGAUCACAGAUGUAGCUUUCUUCACAUCCACCGUUCUAGCGAUCUACAGAUCUACCGAUCUAGCCAUCUACCCUUCAACGAUCUAGGGAUCUAGCGAUCCAUUGAUCUACCGAUCUGGCGAUCUACAGAUCCACCGAUCUAGCUAUCUAUAGAUCCACCGAUCUAGCGAUCUAUAGAUCCACCGUUCUAGCGAUCUAGAGAUCGAUCGAUCUACAGAUCAACCGAUCUAGCGAUCUACAGAUCCACUGAUCCAGCGAUCUAGCGAUCCACCGAUCUAACGAUCUAUAGAUCCACCGAUCUAUUGAUCUACAGAUCAACCGAUGUAGCGAUCUCCCGAUCCAUCGAUCUAAAGAUCCAUCGAUAUACUGAUCCACCGAUCUGGCGAUCCACAGAUCUAGAGAUCCAUAAAUCUAGCGAUUUACCGAUCCAUCGAUGUACAGAUCCAACGAUCGACGUUGCCAACGAUCCUUCGAUUUAGCGACCCAUCGAUCUACAGAUCCACCGAUCUACCGAUCCACAGAUUAACAGUUCCAUAGAUCUAGCGAUCUACCGAUCCAUCCAUCUACAGAUUCAAUGAUCUAACGAUCCAUAGAUCUACAGAUCUACAGAUCCACCAAUCUACAGAUCUAUCGAUCUACCGAUCCACCCAUCUAGAGAUCUACCGAUCCACAGAUCUACGGAUCCAUAAAUCUAGCGAUCUACCGGUCCACCAAUCUACAGAUCCAAAGAUCCUUUGAAUCCACCGUUCUAGCCACCCAUCGAUCUACAGAUUAACCGAUCUAGCGAUCUACAGAUCCACCGUUCCUUGAUUCUUCCGAUCCACCGAUCUAUUGAUCUACAGAUCAACCGAUGAAGCGAUCCACCGAUCUCCCGAUCCAACGAUCUAGCAAUCCAUCGAUCUACUGAUCCACCGGUCUAGCGAUCUACCGAUCCAUCGAUCUACUGAUCAACCGAUCCAUUUAGCGAUUUAGCGAUCCCUAGACAUACAGAACAACCGAUCUAGCGAUCUAUAGAUCCACCGAUUUCGCGAUCUAACGAUCCACCGAUCUAGCGAUCUAGCGAUCCACCAAUCUAGCGAUCUACAGAUCUUGCCGUCUAGCAAUCUAGAGAUCCACCGAUCUAGCAAUCUGCAGAUCAGCAAUCUAGCCAUCUACAGAUCCACCGUUCUAGCGAUUUACAAAUCUACCGAUCUAGCCAUCUACCCUUCACCGAUCUAGCGAUCCAUCGAUCUACCGAUCUGGCGAUCUACAGUUCCACCUAGCGAUCUUCAGAUCCACUGCUCUAGCGAUCUAUCGAUCUACAGAUCCACCGAUCUAGCGAUCUAUAGAUCCACCGAUCAAGCGAUCUGUAGAUCCACCGAUCUAUUGAUCUACAGAUCAACCGAUGUAGCGAUCUACCGAUCCAUCGAUCUAAAGAUCCAAUGA
Molecule: messenger RNA, 1960 nt
Organism: Porites evermanni
Lineage: Eukaryota; Metazoa; Cnidaria; Anthozoa; Scleractinia; Poritidae
Source: the annotation of a GenBank genome assembly